AAUUUCAAUGGCAAAAGGCUCAAUUUCAUCUCUUUUCUACUUGUUUACACGUAAAAGAACAACUUUUUCAAACCUCAAAUCUCUUCUUUUCAAUCACUCGUUAACUUCUUCUUCACAUUCUCAAUUUCACCACCCAUUUCGUCCCUUUUCGACCCAUUUGUUGAACCCUCGUUGUAUCACUAGUUUCUCACAAAGUUUAACCCUUUACGGUGAUAGAACCCUCCCCACAAGACCCUUUUCCACCGCCGGCGAGGAUGGUGGUGCUGCGACUGACGAGGAUUCGCAAUUCGAAAAGGGUAUUGGUAAUUUUGAGGUUGGAACUAAGGUUAGUGAUGAUGUUUGUGAUUUAUCAGAAAAUGGGGUUGUUUUAGAUUAUGGUAAUGAUGAAUGUUAUUCAAAUAUUGUUGAUUCUGUAGAAUGUAGUAAUAGUAGUAUUAGUUGUACUAGUAAUGAUAAUAGGGAUGAUGAUGAAUUAGAGGAUUUUACUCAUGUGGCGUCGAAAGAUCCUGUUGAAUUAUAUGGUGAGCUUAAGAGUGUUGAAAAGGGUGUUAAGUUGGCUAGAGCUGAGGUGGAUGUUUUAACAGAUGUGUUCGAUUAUUUUGCGAAAUCGGGCUGGGCGUCAAACCAAGCACUUGCUAUUUACAUUGGUUUAUCGUUUUUUCCGACUGCUGCACACAAGUUUCGGAACUUUUUCAGGAAGAGAUGUUCUGCUGAUGUUGCCAAGUACUUGAUUUCACUCGGACCGUGUGAUGUUGCUGUGAGGUUUUUGUUUCCGGUAUUUGUUGAGUUUUGUUUGGUUAAUUUUCCUGAUGAAAUUAAGAGGUUUAGGGAUAUGGUUAAGUCAGCUGACCUCACGAAACCUCACACUUGGUUUCCUUUUGCGAGGGCGAUGAAACGGAAAAUAAUUUAUCAUUGUGGUCCUACUAAUAGUGGUAAAACUUAUAAUGCUUUGCAAAGGUUUAUGGAGGCAAAGAAGGGGAUUUAUUGUAGUCCACUUGGAUUGUUGGCUAUGGAGGUUUUCGAUAAGGUUAAUGUGAAGGGUGUUUAUUGUAGUUUGUUAACUGGUCAAGAGAAGAAGCAUGUACCAUUUGCAAAUCAUGUUGCGUGUACUGUGGAAAUGGCUUCGACGCAGGAAUUGUAUGAAGUUGCUAUUGUUGAUGAGAUUCAGAUGAUGGCGGAUCCUUAUAGAGGGUAUGCAUGGACUAGGGCGCUGCUUGGUUUGAAGGCUGACGAGAUACAUUUAUGCGGUGAUCCUAGUGUUUUGGAUAUUGUUCGAAAGAUCCUAGUGUUUUGGAUAUUGUUCGAAAGAUAUGGAUGGACUAGGGCGUUGCUAUUGUUUUACGAUAUGCUAUUUUUUUUAUGAAUAAAGUGUUGUCAAAUAGCAGCUAUUUUUUCCACGUGCAUCAAAGAAUUAAAGAAACGGCAUGAAAAUUCGUACACUCUGAUCGUUUGAAGAAAAUAAUUGCAUAAUAUGUUAAUGACUUUGGAGGUCAUAAUCAACUACCACUGCAAUAUAACACUAUAUACCAGCUAUUCUCACAAACUCAUUGUACUUUUGUAGCCAAAAUUGUGGAUUAGAGACCAAGUUCGAAAAAAGGAGAAAGAAAUAGCACUUUAGAAAGGAAUGAAGGAUAUUGACAUUCAUAGUGGGGAGAAGAAACAUACUACAGCUCCAGGUGGUAAAAAGCCGACAUUGAUACAAAAUUUGUGAAUGUCUUUGAGCGACUUGUUGGAAAUGGGAUAAAACCCAAAGUUAGGUUCGUUGUUGGAAGAAAAAUCAGCUCUGCUUGUUAAGACUACAUGUUUGAGCUGAUUGAAAACAACAAUCUGGACAAGGAUCGUAGAGACCGGAUUGCUAAUCCACGUCCUGA
Messenger RNA from Cicer arietinum (chickpea), 1871 nucleotides. RefSeq names its product DExH-box ATP-dependent RNA helicase DExH18, mitochondrial-like. The record is from RefSeq and is a predicted model, not a curated record. Lineage: Eukaryota; Viridiplantae; Streptophyta; Magnoliopsida; Fabales; Fabaceae. Gene Ontology annotation, molecular function: RNA helicase activity; ATP binding. Gene Ontology annotation, biological process: mitochondrial RNA 3'-end processing. Gene Ontology annotation, cellular component: mitochondrial degradosome.